AUGCUUCUUUACUACAACAAGAGUUUCUUCUGGUUGCUCCUGGAGCGUCGAGGCAGCGUGUUCUACAGAUGCGACUCCUUGUUCGGAGGGGUCCUGAUCGCGGGCUUAGGCGGCCUCGUCCAGUGGAUGCGCGACACCCGCUGGGACUACGCGCCGGAGAUCUAUCACCACUAUGGCUUCCAAGCGCUAGGGGCCGGCGUCACCUUCGCCAUCGUCUUCCGGACUCAGUUGGCGUGGAAUCGAUACUGGGAG
Molecule: messenger RNA, 252 nt
Organism: Symbiodinium pilosum
Lineage: Eukaryota; Dinophyceae; Suessiales; Symbiodiniaceae
Source: the annotation of a GenBank genome assembly